AUGGGAAACAAAGAAAGUAAAGUUAGACUUAGAAUAGAAGAAAAAGAUACUGAUAGCGAGGAUGAGGAUGAAAAGAACGUACGAGAAGAUAUUGAUACAGAGAGAGAUGAAACACCGUCCCCGGUAACGCCUUAUACGACAAAGACACAGGGACUGUCGCCGUCAAUGGUGGAGAAGGUCCGGCGCUGUCUGAGCUCCCUUCCGCUGACCAAACUCGUACUUACUGACGAACUGGUAGAGAGACUGGCCAGUCUAGUUGUGGUCCGAGAAUACGAAGCUGACCAAGAUGUCAUUUGUGAGGGUUUAAAGUCGACUGGGAUAUUCAUUAUAGAUGAGGGUCGUGUAGAGGUCAUGACCUCGGCUGGGGAGGUCAUCGCAGACCUAUCCAAGGGAGACUAUUUUGGGGAAGCAUCUGUUAUGUAUAAAGUGCCCUGUACGGCCACAGUCCGAACAAACGGGAAAUGUCGACUUCUUCUACUGGAGGAAAAGGUCAACCGGAAACUGCUAGGCAAUGUCAAGAUCAAAAUGGAGAUGAUGGAUUGGUUUGUUGCAAAGCGAUAUAUUCCACUCAGCGCGAACAUUGACCAUGAAAGAACUAUUCGCAGAAUGGUGUUUACACAUCUCAGAAAGGUCCCAGUCUUUGCUGACUGGUCGGAUACGGCAUUGAGAAGCCUCGUGUUGGAGAUAAAACCGGCCCUCAUUGUCCUAUACCCACCAGGCUCUGUGGUGGCGAUGCACGGCGACCCACCAGUCACUAUCAACGUCAUCAUCAGGGGGAGAGCGGUUUUAUGUAACCGAGAUCGAGUGACCUUGGCGGAUGUUGACGCACACACUGAUCCUGUCGUCAUUGGAGAGGAAGGAAUUUUGAUGGAGGUAAAAAACGAAGUGACUGUUCCUCACCAAGACUUGCUGUGA
Molecule: messenger RNA, 915 nt
Organism: Pecten maximus
Lineage: Eukaryota; Metazoa; Mollusca; Bivalvia; Pectinida; Pectinidae
Exons: 6
Coding region: 1-915 (304 amino acids)
Source: RefSeq, a predicted model, not a curated record